Molecule: messenger RNA, 464 nt
Organism: Peromyscus leucopus (white-footed mouse)
Lineage: Eukaryota; Metazoa; Chordata; Mammalia; Rodentia; Cricetidae
Product: leukocyte surface antigen CD53-like
Exons: 2
Cellular component (GO): membrane
Source: RefSeq, a predicted model, not a curated record
AGUCUGUUGUGCUACCUUAUAUUGCCAAAUCCUUUUAAGAACUCCUUUCUUAUUCCUUGUGCUUUUUAGGUCAUACUAUCCCAGCAUGGGCAUGAGCAGCCUGAAAUUGCUGAAAUAUGUCCUAUUUAUCUUUAACUUGCUCUUUUGGGUCUGUGGCUGUUGCAUUUUGGGCUUUGGUAUCUACCUCUUGGUCCAAAACACCUAUGGAGUGCUCUUCCGUAACCUGCCCUUCCUGACACUGGGAAAUGUCCUCGUCAUCGUGGGCUCCAUUAUCAUGGUAGUUGCCUUCUUGGGCUGCAUGGGCUCAAUCAAGGAAAACAAGUGCCUGCUUAUGUCGGUGAGUCCUUGCAGCAGCUGUGAUAGUCUGAGCUGGGGGAGAUGGUGUCUCAAGUCUAGGGUGACACAUUUCAUGUUAGGUUACUUUUGGAUGACAUAUACAAUUAAAGAGCAGAGAGGACAGGAAG